Molecule: messenger RNA, 321 nt
Organism: Trypanosoma brucei brucei TREU927
Lineage: Eukaryota; Euglenozoa; Kinetoplastea; Trypanosomatida; Trypanosomatidae
Exons: 1
Coding region: 1-321 (106 amino acids)
Source: RefSeq, a predicted model, not a curated record
AUGGUGCGCGCCCCUCCGCAUGUGUACUCCGCACUCGUGAAGAAUCUGACUUCGAAAGAGGUAAAGGUUAAAGCCUUUUAUGCCGUUCCUGAUGCGGCUGAUGAGGAGGUGAACCUUACAAUAAAACCUGGAGAAACUGCUAAACUGGAGCAAAAAAUUGUACAAGCAACCACCUUUUCGAUGACGGCACACAUCCGACGCGUGGAGGCUGAUGGUUCCUUCCUUGAGACGCCAUUCACAGGUGUGUUGAGCCCUGUGCAGGAGUACAAAUUGGAGAUUCACGAAGCUGACGGCGCUUGCCAUUUGAAGGGAAGUUUGUAA